GACGGAGCUUCUGCGCAGGUCCGUAAAUAGGCAGCUAGCUGAGGUGAAAAGGGUGGCUAAUUAUCGGAAAGGUAGCUAGUUAAGGUGAACCGAGGAGGCGCUGUCACUUACGGGGGCAGGACAAAGGACGCCGCAGAGGAACUGCCGGCAGCUAAAGAGUACGACUCAUCCUCCAGUAAGAACAUGGUAGAUUAUUACCACAUUCUAGGGGUGCCCAGGAAUGCAUCCCAAGACGAUAUCAAGAAAGCGUACAGGAAACUGGCCCUCAAGUGGCACCCUGACAAGAACCCUGAAAACAAGGAGGAGGCAGAGAAGAAAUUCAAGGAGCUCUCAGAGGCGUAUGAAGUUCUGUCAGAUGCCAACAAGCGUGAGACGUAUGACAGAUACGGGAAAGAAGGCCUGAGCACUAAUGGAGGGGGGAAUUACCAAAACGGCGACCACAUGGGUGGGGGCUUCACCUUCCGCAAUCCAGAAGAUGUCUUCAGGGAGUUCUUCGGAGGCCGGGACCCAUUUGCCGAUUUCUUUGGCCCCGAUCCCUUCGCCGACGACUUCUUCGGUGGAGGUGGCAGGAACCAGCGCGGGAUUCACAGGAGCAGGACCAGUGGCCCCUUCUUCUAUGGUUUCAGUGGAUUUCCACCCUUCGGGGUUGGAUUCUCAGGGUUUGAUACAGGGUUCACCUCGUUCGGCCAAAUGGGAGGUGGGGGCUUCACCUCAUUCUCCUCCACGUCGUUGGGUGGGGGCGAAAGUGGGGGCGGGAGCAGGAUGGGGAAUUUCCGCUCCGUAUCCACUUCCACCAAAUAUAUCAACGGGAGAAAGAUCACAACUAAAAGAAUUGUGGAGAAUGGACAGGAGCGGGUAGAGGUGGAAGAGGACGGACAGUUAAAAUCUCUGUCUAUUAAUGGUAAGGAGCAGGUGCUGCGGCUGGAUAACAAGUAAAACUCCCUGAAUCAAUGUGAGGACCUGUGUGGGCCAAAACGUCGUCAUAGCGAUGUUCAGAUUUGUCUGUUUGUUCAUUGUUGUUUUUCAUUUUUCUCUGUUGGCAUUUGUAAUGCAAGGUUAACCUUCUGUGAAACGUCUAUGUUUUAAUUCAAAGUAUUUAUGAGGUGGGAGGGGGAUUAAACGUUUUGUGUAAGAGUGCAUUUGGUUGUGACUUGUUUCGUUCGUUUUUUUUUUUUCGGUUGUUUUUGUUGGUUUGUUUGGGACCAGCCUUUGUAUGCACUUUGCAGUAUUGCAGUUUAUAUGUGGAUGUGCAUUGCCUUUUUUAUCCUUGGGGAGGGGGGGAAAAAUGUACAUUUCAAUAAAGCAUGAUAUGAUUUUA
Molecule: messenger RNA, 1318 nt
Organism: Brienomyrus brachyistius
Lineage: Eukaryota; Metazoa; Chordata; Actinopteri; Osteoglossiformes; Mormyridae
Gene: dnajb6a
Product: DnaJ heat shock protein family (Hsp40) member B6a
Exons: 8
Coding region: 184-936 (250 amino acids)
Biological process (GO): protein refolding; positive regulation of proteasomal ubiquitin-dependent protein catabolic process
Cellular component (GO): endoplasmic reticulum membrane; cytosol
Molecular function (GO): ATPase activator activity; Hsp70 protein binding
Source: RefSeq, a predicted model, not a curated record